AUGAAUCAAGUCUCUUCUUCUUUAAUCAGGGAAGUUAGAUCUAGCAUUCUCAAACAGGUACUGCUGCAACUGCUACAAGAUGAAGCUUCUCGAUUUUCUGGGUUUUCUUCUACUUCAUUCCAGAUUUGUACGAGAAGGACCGCUACAUGUUUAUAUCGCUGCAGUAGCUUGAGAUCGUUUGUUGGAGGUGUUGAAGAUGAAAAGAAGAACAAAGAAACUGAAAGCGAAUCGUUCACUAGGAACUGGAGUGCGUCCUCAGCUAGAUCUGAUGCUCAAAAAUGUGUCACCGAUCACCAGGUGAUGAUCAAAGAGAUCAGUGGAAGAGUGACACGUGUAGAAAAGGCCAUAAAGUCCGAAGACAUUCCACAAAUCUUGGCUGCGGUUCGAGACUUGAAGCAAAACCUCAACUACAGUGGAUACUCAUCGACGCAUCAUUUUUCUUUCCCAACUGUAUUGACCUACGGGCUUCUGAUAAGACGUGGCGGUAAAACCUCUGUUUGGAUGGGACGAAACCUCAGGGUUUUACAGAUGAAGUUGCUCAACAACGCUAAAGCCGACCCACUCCAAGUUCCUGAUCUGCUUGCAAACCUAACACUUGCAAGGACGAUGGUUCCAGUUAUCCUUUUAAGUCUGUGGGUUUAUUUCUAG
Molecule: messenger RNA, 648 nt
Organism: Microthlaspi erraticum
Lineage: Eukaryota; Viridiplantae; Streptophyta; Magnoliopsida; Brassicales; Brassicaceae
Source: the annotation of a GenBank genome assembly